GGGAGCGCCGGGCGCCGCCGCCGCAGCGGGGCGGCACCAGGUUUGGCUCCCCCGACCCGACCCGACCCGACCCGACCCGACGCGGCGGCCGCCCCGGGUGGGUGCCCCCUCCGUGCCCCCUCCUGCCGUCCCUAAGGGUGGGGAUAGGUUUUUCCACCAUGUUUGGAAAAAAAAAGAAAAGGCUUGAAAUUUCUGGACCUUCUAACUUUGAACAUCGGGUUCACACUGGAUUUGAUCACCGAGAGCAGAAGUUCACUGGACUACCUCAGCAGUGGCACAGCUUGUUAGCAGACACAGCAAACAGGCCAAAGCCUAUGGUGGACCCCUCAUGUAUCACUCCUAUCCAGCUUGCGCCUAUGAAGACUAUUGUUAGAGGAAAUAAACCUCGAAAGGAUACUUCAAUCAAUGGCCUGCUAGAAGAAUUUGACAAUAUCUCAGUGACACGAUCUAAUUCCCUACGGAAGGAAAGUCCUCCCACCCACCAUCAAGGGAAUUCGAACCAUGUGCAGAGGCACCAGGAGGAAAACGGUUAUAUCACAUACUCUCAAUAUUCCAGUGAGUCAGAUACUACUACAGACUAUGUCAUGGAAAAAUAUAGAGACAAGGCUCUUUAUGGGGAAGAGCUAGACAGAUACUACAAAGGUAGUUAUGGGACAAAGCAAAAUGGACACAUGAUGAAAAUGACUGCCAGAGACAUCUAUUACUCAGAAGUUAAACCCCUGAAAUCAGACAUCUCAAGGUUCCUUCCAGAUUAUCAUACGCACAUGGAAGCAAAAACAAGACCAAUUGAAUACAGUGGCCUAAAGCUGGAGUAUCAGAGGAUUCCUGGUGGAUCCUCACUAGACUAUGGAGAUCCCUUCCCUUAUGCUCCCUCACGAACGUCAGUGCAAAGCGAGUGCUCGAAGGAGAGGCUUGAGUACAGUGACAGCGACUGGGGAAACGGAUCAGGCAAGGACGAGUAUGACAAAAGGCCAAAGUCGUCAUACGUAAACCCGGCAAGUCCACAGCCAGCCAUGAGACAGAGAUCCAGGUCAGGCUCUGGUCUGCAGGAGCCAGCCAUGCCCUAUGGAACAAGUGCUUUUAAAGCGAACCAACAAGGACACUCGUACAGCUCCUACACCUACCCUCGCUUGUCUGAAACUGCGGCAGGCAUCCCAAAGGUGGAUUAUGAUCGAGCGCAAAUGGUAGUUAGCCCACCACUCUCCGGAUCGGACACCUACCCUAGGGGCCCGGUAAAGCUACCUCAAAGUCAAAGCAAAGUUAGCUAUUCAAGCAGUAGCUAUCAGUAUCCUUUAGUCUAUCACAAAGCGUCUCUCUAUCACCAGCCAUCUCUCCAGCCAAGCUCUCCCUAUAUUUCCACGGCUUCCUACCCAAGCUCUCCAAGUAUCACAUCAAGUGCUUAUCCUCCACCGAGCUGGGGUUCCUCCUCAGACCAACAGCCAUCCCGGGUGUCCCACGAACAGUUCAGAGCUGCUCUGCAGCUUGUUGUCAGCCCGGGGGACCCCAGGGAAUACUUGGACAACUUUAUCAAGAUAGGAGAAGGCUCCACAGGGAUUGUCUGCAUCGCCACUGAGAAACACACAGGAAAGCAAGUCGCAGUGAAGAAAAUGGAUCUCAGGAAACAGCAGAGAAGGGAAUUGCUCUUUAAUGAGGUUGUAAUCAUGAGAGAUUACCAUCACGAAAAUGUGGUCGACAUGUACAACAGUUACCUGGUUGGCGAUGAGUUGUGGGUUGUGAUGGAGUUCCUGGAGGGCGGUGCUUUGACAGACAUAGUGACUCACACAAGGAUGAGUGAAGAGCAGAUAGCUACUGUCUGUUUAUCUGUCCUGAGAGCACUGUCCUACCUGCACAAUCAAGGGGUUAUUCACCGCGACAUCAAAAGUGACUCCAUCCUUCUCACAAGCGACGGGAGGAUAAAAUUGUCAGACUUUGGAUUCUGUGCCCAAGUUUCUAAGGAAGUCCCCAAGAGGAAAUCGCUGGUUGGAACACCUUACUGGAUGGCACCAGAGGUGAUAUCUCGCCUGCCUUAUGGCACUGAAGUGGAUAUCUGGUCGCUUGGUAUCAUGGUAAUAGAGAUGAUAGACGGAGAACCUCCCUAUUUCAACGAGCCUCCGCUCCAGGCAAUGCGCAGGAUCCGGGAUAAUUUACCGCCCCGAGUGAAGGACAUACACAAGGUCUCCUCGGUCCUCCGGGGCUUCUUGGACUUGAUGCUGGUGCGGGAGCCCUCACAGAGAGCCACCGCGCAGGAGCUGCUGAGACACCCCUUUCUGAAGCUGGCAGGGCCACCUUCCUGUAUCGUGCCCCUCAUGCGGCAGCACAGGCACCGCUGACCCCGGCGAGCUUGCAGGAGGAGGCUGGUACGGAGGCCAGGUGAAGCCUUGCAGGAAUCCUAGAGGGCUUUUCGGAAACUGUGGGAAGGGGCAGCCGCAAGCUCGCGAAGGAAGAACAGCUCUGUGAAAAUAAUGCAGUGUACAAAAAAAAAAUCCCGAGGUGCUCUCUGGAGCUGUGAAAGACCGGUGAGCUCUCUUUGCCGCUGAUGGCACAGCCACGCGGUGACGUUAAGCGGUGCCCCACAGAAUGACUCUUCCACGGGCAGUCAUCUGCUCAGCUCUCUGCCAUCGAAGCAGAAGGAUUCAAAUACCAACAUGGUUCAAAAGAUAAUAGACGAUAGCACUACCAGCGUGAAACAUCAGAAUUUUAUUGCAAAAGUAAAGGAUAUGGCGCUUCUGUUUCAGAAGAACACUUUUCUGGCAAAAAGCACUUUUUAUCUCAGUCAUAACAGUGUAAUGUAUUUUGAAAUGAAUUUGUAAUUUUCUGUACAGUACUUUUUGAUAAUUUGCAGUACUUUGUCAUGUAACCAUCGUGCUAGUUGAAGUAAUAAGUGUAACUUAGCAAGAGUUUUGGAAAAAGGCUUUCCUACUUUUUUUAACCCUUUUGAAAAUGGAAAAAAAAAAAAAAAGAAAAACCUUUUAGGAACCUAGAAUGUUUGGCAGAUUUUCCGUCGGGUUCUUACCUUUACAGCAGUAUAGAGAGCAAUGAGAACUAACGUUACUAAUGCAGUAAUGAUUUUCCGACCCGAGCACUGACAGUAUUGUUUUGAAACGUUACGUGGUGCUGCUAGAUCUGAGGGAGUUCUAGCUGCACAGUGGAAACCAGUACUUCUGUUGAAUGUCAUAAAUCGUCUGGUUCUCCUUCGUUUCCUCGUUUCUAGAGCCGAGGGGGCGAACACAUCAAACGUACCUCUGUUGGAGGGUUGUCUUCUAAUGACGUGGUGGGUUCUUCAUUUCAUGCUGUGCUGGCCUUGCUGCUGCAAGGUCAAGCGUGUCACCCCAAAGUCUCCGUUUUUCUAUAUCACACUUUGAAAGUCAAAGCGGACUGUGGAAGUCUAAUUACCAAGCGGGUAUUCUCCGGAUUUCAGACAGACUCCUGUAGUAUGUUACGAGGUGUUUGCCGUAUAGAAAAAGUUGUGCUGCUGUCUAGACCUUUCUGAAUGUUGAUACAACAGUUGACUACUGCGAUACAUUUUUGUGUUAUUUGUUGGAUGAACUUGCAUGUUAAUUGUAGGCCUAAAUAGAUUUGCCUUUAAAAUUUUUAGAAAUGUUUCAUAAUUAUUUCAAUGAUUAAUUAAUUUAUUAACGAUUAGUUAUUUUAAUUAUGUAUAAUACAAAAGCCAUGUUUUUCCAAUUUUUUUUCUUACUGACCUCAUUUUACAAUAUCACUAUGAAACACAAACCCAAUUUUGUGAAAACACAAUUAGUUUAUUUCUUAUUAUGGAGUUUCAGAGUGACUAAAUUAAUUGUUAUUUAUUGCUGUAAAUUAUAACAGAACUUGUAAAACUGGCAUGAGCUGUUCCUUAAUGAGCUUCCUCCUGGACAAAAGAUUUGCCGAGAGUUAAGAGCUCCUUUAGUACUGCCCCUAAAAAAGUUAAACAUCUGAAGGGAGAGGAAGAAUUUAAAAGUUACAAAAGGGGAGAUAAAACCGAAUAGGAAUUCAAACACCGAAUAAAUGUCCUUAAACAGGCAUAUCGUACUCCCUGCUCCUUUCUCCUCCCAACCAUAUUUGCACAUUGUAACUUUGCACCAGUGCCCGCUCCUCGAAGUCCUCGAUGCGAUUCAACGGCUCUUUGGCACUGGAAGGAGCCAGCGGCACUAGGUGCCCCCAGGGACCCUCCCGGGUCUCCGCAGCGCCCGCCCGCCCGCGGCAGGUCCUCCCCGCUGCCGACGCUGUGGUUCCUUCGUUCCCCGCCUUUCCUACCAGCCCGUCGCCCCAGUUCGGACCCGCUGAAGCCUCGCGGAGGAAACGGAGGUGGCUGCGGGACUUUAAAACUCGUUCGUAAUUUAUAGUCUUGGCAACUCAGGAAAAAGGCUGCACCCAGGAAGACGAUGGUGACCUACAAGUGGAACCAGAGUAUUAGCCGCAAAAUUGACCUUUUAAAACCAUCUUUGAAUACAAAAAAAAAAAAAAAAAAAACGGGUUGGGUUGUUUGGAUUUUUUUAAUAUUCAGCACAUUUUAAACGGUACAAGUGGAGAAUUUUCUGCAACUUUCUUACCAUUCGGUAUUUUAAACAGUAUUCAUCAAAUUUACUGAGAGUUUUGCCAGCUUAAAAGUUUUUUUUCUUUUGUGAACACCAACUACUGGUGAAAAAAAAUGCACAUGCAAAUGAAAAAAAAAAUAAAUGUUUUCAUUUU
This is a messenger RNA of Rhea pennata, 4689 nucleotides long. It is a transcript of the gene PAK5, whose product is annotated as p21 (RAC1) activated kinase 5. Gene Ontology annotation, cellular component: cytoplasm. The transcript is spliced from 9 exons. The coding region runs from base 159 to 2330 and encodes 723 amino acids. Lineage: Eukaryota; Metazoa; Chordata; Aves; Rheiformes; Rheidae. Gene Ontology annotation, molecular function: protein serine/threonine kinase activity; ATP binding. The record is from RefSeq and is a predicted model, not a curated record. Gene Ontology annotation, biological process: protein phosphorylation; regulation of MAPK cascade; apoptotic process.